UUGGAAAUUCAGAACACCACACACGCUACACGCUCCCAAUCACCCUACCGCACCUAAUCCCCCAAAUCCGACACAAUGGAGAACGAAAGAGGCGAGCUCGUAGAUCUCUACAUCCCGCGCAAGUGCAGCGCAACCAACCGCCUCAUUCGCCCCGACGACCACGGCUCGGUCCAGAUCUCCAUCGCCAACGUCGAUGCCAAUGGCCGCGCCAUCCCCGGCGACAACACCUCCUUCGCGCUCUGCGGAUUCGUGCGCGCAAUGGGCGAGGCCGACGACUCGCUGAACAGGCUGGCGCAGCAGAGCGGUCUGCUCGAGAAGGUGUGGAGCCCGGUCAAAUAAGCAUGAUAUCCUGGGAACACGAGCGUGGAAGCGACUUAGACUACGAUACCAUACGAACUGCAUGAUAGACGGAUCGCAUUGGGCUUUUGGCGCAUGGGGAUGAAUGCUGGGUGGGAUGGACUGAGUGUGAGGCAUGAGGGCCACGGCCACGGCCGCAGAGACUGUCUGCAAGAGAAGAGGCAGAAAGGAAUUCACUUCAUGUUCAAAAACUCCGCUAGACCUUGGAAUGGACGUAGCAUAUGGAAAUCAUAAACAUUCGGAAAGUGUUA
Molecule: messenger RNA, 608 nt
Organism: Paraphaeosphaeria sporulosa
Lineage: Eukaryota; Fungi; Ascomycota; Dothideomycetes; Pleosporales; Didymosphaeriaceae
Product: ribosomal protein S21e
Exons: 3
Coding region: 76-339 (87 amino acids)
Biological process (GO): endonucleolytic cleavage in ITS1 to separate SSU-rRNA from 5.8S rRNA and LSU-rRNA from tricistronic rRNA transcript (SSU-rRNA, 5.8S rRNA, LSU-rRNA); endonucleolytic cleavage to generate mature 3'-end of SSU-rRNA from (SSU-rRNA, 5.8S rRNA, LSU-rRNA); translation
Cellular component (GO): ribosome; cytosolic small ribosomal subunit
Molecular function (GO): structural constituent of ribosome
Source: RefSeq, a predicted model, not a curated record